UCUCCCUCUCUCUCCUCCUCCCAGUUCCUCCAGAGGCCAUUGGCUUCCUGUCAGCUGUUGGCGUCUUCAUCGUGGCGUUGGCCGUCCUCUUCCUCUUCAUCAACAAAAAACUGUGUUUCUCUCGCGUCGGGGGAAUGCCCUGUCUGGAACAACAUGGCCGCCGGAAGAAAGGUCGAGUGGGGAUCCGCCAGGGGCUCGUGAACAGUUAUGGUGAGGAUGAUGAAGAUGAAGGCAGCAGCUCUUCUGACAGUGAAGAGGAGGUCCUGAAGCAGUUUGAGAUCUCUGUCUCUCGGUCUCAGAGUUUUCGAGCUCCUGCAGCAACAAACAGCAGCGAACAACAACAACAACAACAACAACAACAACAAACCCAGCUGUCAGUCAGCCGUCGACACAAAUUCAGCCGACUGUCGGACCAGGAGGAAGGAAGCACGGAGCCGUCAGACUGCGAAGAGAUGGAGGCAAAGAGCCAGCAUCAGGGUUUCCAGGACCCUCUCUCUGCAGCGCUGGAAGACACUGAGAGAGCGACGACUUCUUCUUCUCUGGACAAACCUUCAACCGUCAGGGAAUCAGCAGCCAGAGAGAGUCUCAAACUGAGCAUGAACCGGCAGGCGGCCGACGGCAGCGAGGACACGGAGAAGGCAGCAGAUAGCGUCAAAAACGAUGUCACAGACAGCUCCACCACCUGGAGCCCAGAGCCUCCCCAGGAUGAGCCCACGUCUGAGCCGCUGAGCUCUUCCUCUCGACCCCCCAUCUCUAAAUGUGGAGAUCUGGUUCUCUCUCUGGAGUAUCGUGCGGACACGGAGAAGCUUCUGGUUUCUGUGAUCGCUGCCCGGGAUAUUCCAGAUAAAGCUCGCAGCGGCAUGGACUCCUGGCAGGUGCACAUGGUGCUUCUUCCCUCAAAGAAGCAGCGCCACAAGACCACGGUGCAGAAAGGAUCUCUGCCUCAUUUCAACGAGACGUUUCGCUUCUCGCGCCUCGAUGCCUCCGAGAUGCAGAUGUCGGCCAUCAGAUUCAGGCUUUAUGCACUCGGAGCUUCCAGGAUGUCCCGCGAGAAGAUGAUGGGGGAGAAGGUGCUUCGUUUGGGGGGGAUGGAUCCAAACGGAGGGACGAUGGAAACAACGCUGAUAAUGGAGCCUCGCAGCAACCUCAAGAGUUUGGACUCCCAGCUGAGUCUCUCUGCAGUUUCUCAGAGCGACAGCGCCUCUUCCACUCAGUCUCUGACGCACGGAGGCGUCCCCGAGCUGCUUGUCGGUCUCACUUACAACGCCACCACGGGACGAAUGUCUGUGGAACUCAUCAAGGGCAGCCACUUCAGAAACCUGGCCAUCAACAGACCCCCAGACACCUAUGGACGUCUGACCCUUCUGAACUCGGUGGGUCAGGAGAUUUCUCGCUGUAAAACGUCGGUGCGUCGCGGACAGCCCAACCCCGUCUACAAGGAGACUUUCGUCUUCCAGGUGGCGUUGUUCCAGCUGUCGGACGUCACCCUGCUGGUCUCCAUCUAUAACCGACGCAGCAUGAAGCGCAAAGAGAUGGUGGGAUGGAUCGCUUUGGGUCAGAACAGCAGCGGAGAGGAGGAGCAGAUCCACUGGCAGGAUAUGAAGGAGAGUCGAGGACAGCAAGUCUGCCGCUGGCACGUCUUAUUGGAGGCGUAAAAUAAAGGGAGUUUACCAUACCAUAUACUUUAUCGUCCCCUUAAGGACAUUUGUUCUGGACUCUUACAAACACAAACACAUUGAAAUACAUACAUCACUCAUGCACCGUUUGAUCAACACAAUACACUGACAAUGGAGACCUGUUGCACAACCCUCAUGGCCAACAUUUAAAAGUAUAUUACAUUACAUGUGAGUGUUGAGAAGCAUAAUGGACAGGAAUGAGUGCUUCAGGAAGAUAUUUUCUUUGCCCAAUGUUCUUAAAAUCUGGUUAAAAUGUGCACAAUAUCUUGAUACAAACCCGUACUUGCUUCAGUGUUACCACUAAAGGAUCACGUGACCAUCAAAUUCUGAGCGUGGAAACACGAGGGGGUAGAAGUGAAGAUGUUUUGUGAUUCGAGUGGAGGAGGAAGGAGGCGUCUCAUUCACAUUCUCCGUAAACAAGCCAAUGAUUGACCCAUCUAUUGCCAAUCGCAAAAUGUGGUUAAAUCACAUGGACUAAUAAUCACAUGAGAGUAGUGGGUAGACAUGUCCACAUUUUGGCCUUUUCUUUGUCGAUUUUCAUAAGAAUUGGUGCUCAUACGCACAAAAUGAUGAUGAAGCCUCACUAGCAUCAGUGUUACCACUAAAGGAUCACGUGACCAUCAAAUUCUGAGCGUGGAAACUCAAGAGGGGGUAGAAGUGAAGAGGUUUUGUGAUUCGAGUGGAGGAGGAAGGAGGCGUCUCAUUCACAUUCAGCACUCAUUCAUAUUCUCUCGACACGUGCAUUUUACUACAGGCAGGAAGUAGCAGCAGCUGGAGACUCUUAACCCCCGUCACAACGAGAAGUAUCUCUUCCCCUGUCAACACUGAAUUAUGUUAUUUGGCCUCCUUCAAAGGGCAAUAGCUCAUUCAAAGCUCAUUUCCACGCUCAUUUCAACACCCAUCAACGCUGAGCUGAAAAGAGGCUUUAAAAAUAUCUCUCUGCAGCUGUACCGUGUGUGUGUGUGUGUGUGUGUGUGUGUGUGUGUGUGUGUGUGUGUGUGUGUGUGUGUG
Molecule: messenger RNA, 2687 nt
Organism: Trematomus bernacchii (emerald rockcod)
Lineage: Eukaryota; Metazoa; Chordata; Actinopteri; Perciformes; Nototheniidae
Gene: syt16
Product: synaptotagmin XVI
Exons: 7
Coding region: 135-1655 (506 amino acids)
Source: RefSeq, a predicted model, not a curated record